AUGACUUACGAGAGACUCCCGCCGGGAACGCAGAGGAUCGAGGACAGGACAGGACAGAAGAUCCUGUUGGCACCUCAGCCAAAUGCGGAUCCCAAUCAGCCACUGAACUGGUCGGCAUUUCGCAAGUCGCUGCAUAUGACCAUCCUAUGCUUCUAUGCAUUGAUGGUGUUUGCCAUCCUCUGCGUCGCAGUGCCCCUCUGGCAAGACUUCAACACCGAGCUUGGGAUGAGCUAUGCUGUCCUGAACGACGGCUACGCGACAAACAUGGCGACCCUGUCCGUCGGAUGCAUCAUCUUUGUGCCCAUCGCCCUGAGGAUCGGACGACGGCCAGUCUACAUUGCCACCGCAUUGGUCAUGCUUGCCGCCGCUGUGUGGCAAGCGAAGAUGUUUACAGUGGGAGAUAUGAUCGGGUCAAAUGCCAUUUCUGGUCUUGCCGGGGCUGUGAAUGAAGCAAUCUUCCAGGUCACUGUUUCGGACCUCUUCUUCGUGCAUCAGCGAGGCACCAUGAACGGGAUUUACCUCGUCGUUGUCAUCAUCGGAAACUAUCUGGGUCCGGUUGCCGCUGGGUAUGUCGCCGUGUCACAGGAUUGGCGAUGGGUUUUCUGGUAUUGCACCAUCUUCAUGGCGGUGGUGACUUUGAUUAUGGUUUUCUUCCUCGAAGAGACCAAAUACACUCCACUGGUGUUGACCGGGCGGGAAGUUGUCAUCUCGACCUCGAUCGAACAGCAGGACGACCUCACCAAGGUGCACAGCACCAGCAAAGGCAACGCCCUCGGCUCGAUUUCUGUUGAUUCCACCGACGCGGCCAACAAUGAACGUCGCCGUCUCGUUGACAUCGACACCUCGAUCCCCAUGAACUCGUACUGGAAACGGCAUUCGCUGUGGUCACUCGAGAAGCAGACAACCACCGAACGACGCAGCCUGUGGAUGCACUUCUACCAACCUUUCCAGAUCCUGGUCACGUUUCCCGCGGUCAUGUUCACGGCGCUGCAGUAUGGGUUCUGUAUUGCCAUGUUGGCGAUCCUGGCCGUGACGCAGGCGACGCUGUACCCGUUCCCACCGUACAAUUUCAGUCCGAUCGGAGUGGGCAACAUGAACUUGCCCCCGGCCAUCGGCGCCAUUCUGGGCUCUCUUUUCGGUGGCCCUCUCAAUGACUACUUCAUUCUGCAGAUUGCAAAACGGCGAGGCGGCAUCUACGAGCCCGAAACUCGACUCUGGCUGUUCUUGGUCCCGGGCUUUUGCAUGCCAAUCGGACUGUUUAUGUAUGGGUUGACCAUCUCCAAGGGAAUGGCAUGGCCCGUCAACGCUGUCGGGGCUGGGUUCAUCGGCGCCGCAAUCGGAGGAUGUGGUGACAUCUCUCUGACAUACUGUCAGGACUGCUACCAAUAUAUCCUGGGUGACGCGCUGACAUCCGUGGUCUUUGUGCGUAACAUCAUUUCCACGGCCCUCGUCUUCGCAAUCACGCCCUGGAUGACCAAUAUGGGCGUGUACAACAUGUUCGUUUUGCUGGGCUGUCUUGGGAUCGCCGUGGCGUUAACCUGUGUACCACUGAUCAUCUGGGGACGCACGUGGAGAGCGAAACUGGCAGGGCGGUAUGAGUAUUUCGCCGCGAAGCAAUAUUGA
Messenger RNA from Cladophialophora immunda, 1623 nucleotides. RefSeq lists its product as uncharacterized. The record is from RefSeq and is a predicted model, not a curated record. NCBI's taxonomy places the organism in Eukaryota, Fungi, Ascomycota, Eurotiomycetes, Chaetothyriales, Herpotrichiellaceae. The transcript is spliced from 7 exons. Gene Ontology annotation, biological process: transmembrane transport. Gene Ontology annotation, molecular function: transmembrane transporter activity. The coding region runs from base 1 to 1623 and encodes 540 amino acids.